GGCGCGAGCGCGGAGGAGGAUCUUCUGUCCCGUCGCGGUUCUGUUGCGACUCUCAUGGACACGGAACUCCUCGUCUCCUGAACGGAAGUAAACACACACACACACUGACGGAAUUAUCCAAGCUGAAAGAAGAAAUUAAGUUCUUUCUGCACUAAUCCAGCAGAUUGCGGCUUGUUUUCGCCUGCUUCUUCCCUCACCGUCGGGCUUUACCGGAGCAAACAUGUACCGCGUGCGGGCGUUGACGGCAGUCUCAGUUGGGAUGCUGCAGUGUUCACGCCGCAUGCACAGCGGCAGCACGCGCUCUUCUCAGCAUCGCAGAUUGCUGCUGGCCGCUCUGGCAGGAGUGACUGGCAUCUCAGCAACUACGGGACUCCUCUGGACCAAGGCGUAUGCCGAGCCAGCCUCGUCUGUCAAGCUCGAGGAGGAGCUGCGUGAGAUGGGAGCGGGGAAAGACAUGGACGCAGACAGCGCGGUGGAGUCCGCAGGCAGCAGUGAUGAGGAAGCCGAGGAUGGUGAGAGCUCGGAGGGCAAAAAGAAGAAGCAGAGGGUUGGCUUCCGUGACCGUAAGGUGAUGGAGUACGAGAACCGCAUCCGAGCCUACUCCACCCCCGACAAGAUCUUCCGCUACUUCGCCACGCUGAAGAUCAUCAGCGAGCAAGGAGACGCCGAGGUGUACAUGACGCCGCAGGACUUCAUCCGCUCCAUCACGCCUAACGAGAAGCAGCCAGAAAGCCUGGGACUGGAUCAGUUCGUGGUGAAGCGCUAUGAUGGAAAGAAGAUAGCUCAGGAGCGGGAGAAGUUUGCAGACGAGGACAGCAUCUUCUAUACACUCGGGGAGUGCGGCCUUAUAUCUUUCUCCGACUACAUAUUCCUCACCACCGUUCUUUCGACACCUCAGAGAAACUUUGAGAUCGCCUUCAAGAUGUUUGACUUAAACGGGGAUGGUGAGGUGGACCUGGAGGAGUUCGAGCAGGUGCAGAGUAUAAUCCGUUCUCAGACAAGCAUGGGCAUGAGGCACAGGGAUCGCUCCACCACGGGCAACACUCUAAGGACAACUGGCUGCAGCUCGGCUCUCACCACCUACUUCUUCGGGGCUGACCUGAAGGGCAAACUCACAAUCGGAAGCUUUCUGGAGUUCCAGAGGAAACUGCAGCAUGACGUGCUCAAGCUGGAGUUUGAAAGGAAUGACCCGGUGGAUGGCAGGAUCACAGAGCGACAGUUUGGGGGCAUGCUGCUGGCCUACAGCGGCGUUCAGUCGCGCAAACUGAAACAAAUGCAAAAAGGCCUAAAGAAGAUGUUCAAAGAUGCGCAGGGCAUCACGUUCGAGGAAGUGGAGAACUUUUUCACCUUUCUGAAGAAUGUAAAUGACGUGGACACGGCGCUGAGUUUUUACCACAUGGCAGGUGCCUCUAUAGACAAAGCUACUAUGAAGCAAGUGGCUCGCACCGUAGCCAAGGUGGAACUGUCAGACCACGUGUGCGACGUGGUGUUCGCUUUAUUCGAUUGCGACGGUAACGGCGAGCUGAGCAACAAGGAGUUCAUCUCCAUCAUGAAGCAGAGGCUGAUGCGGGGGCUCGAGAAACCCAAGGAUAUGGGCUUCACCCGCCUGGUGCGUGCUAUGUGGAAGUGUGCACAGGACACAGCGUGGGACUUCGCCAUGCCUAAACAGCAGUAGCAGGGUAUAGAGAGAAAGAGGGAGAGAGAGAGAGGGAGGUGAGAGUGUGAAGAAAAAAAAUUAGAGAGAAAGAGCAAGACAAGAGAGAGCAGUUUUAUCUGCAGCCGACUAAAUUAAGAAAUGAACUUGUAAUAAAUCAUGCACAUGCUGUAGCGUCCACUGCUGCCGCAUGAGCUACUGUAUCUGCUGCAGUAUAUGUGUGUGUGUGUGUGUGUGUAUGCGGGUUUGUGUGUGAAUCUCUACAUAUAGGCUUUUUCAAAGCUGACACUUUUCAAACAUCUGUCUGUCACAUCUGUAUCAUAUCUGGAAACACCACAGGCAGGAAUUUUAAAACGUCUUGAAUCUAUUAAAAUUGUUCUUGUAAAAGUUGUUUGAUCAUUUUAACACUGCUGGGUGACACGGCUGCAGGGUGACAGGUUCAACCCUGAGCUGAGUCUUGCAUGUUCUCCCAGAGUUCCCCGUGUCCUUUCAGCACGCAAAUGGCUGUAACUACAAAUGAGGAGUGUGCUGCACGGUGCCCAGUGAUGCAUUGCUGUCCCGCACAGAAUGAAUUCUCACAGCUAACGUUUCUGAGAUGGCCACAGCAACCCUUUACCGAGGAUACAGAGGCUAAUGAGGAUAAAUUAAAGGAUGAAUAUAUUGUAACGGUGAUUAUCAGGUUUUUUGUCAUGUAGGAGCAAGACCUAAACCAGAAUAAAUCCUAAGUGAUUACAGGGAUGGAUCUGGGAUUAGCGUCACUAGUGUAUGUCCGUUUAUGCACGGAUAUGUAUUCCAAGUAAUCAAAAUUUAACCAGCAUUUUAUUUUGCUCCACUUUCGAACAGUUUAAAAAAAAUGUCCAAGAACAAUUUAAGACACAGUGUAAGAGCGAUAGUGUUAAACUUGAAUCGCUAAAAGACUACUGAAUCAGGUUUGGAUUUAAGGUCUGAGUUUUGGGUGAACAUGUUUCUUUACUUGUGACAUAUGCUUCAGGUGUGUUCAUAUUGCCUAACAUGCUGCAGAGCUCCUCUCAGGGCUUUGCAUGCGUGUGGUUGAUGUGCGGUGUAACACUGCUAUAGAUCAGAGCCGUCUGACUUUGUAUAUACAUAUCCAAACCUUUUCAGUACUUUUUAAAAGAUAUGUAUAGCCGAACCCCUAGCACUCUGCAUUACAGUGUAUUAUUUAUAAUCACUAAGAGACACGCUUGUUUUUUUUAUUUAAUAAAGUGGGUGUGAGAAAAGCUCCACUGGCAAAUUAUGAUGCACUUGUAUGACUGUUAUUGAAUGAUGCGCAGAGUACCUAUAUUAAACCAUUUUUCAUGA
Messenger RNA from Clarias gariepinus (North African catfish), 2974 nucleotides. RefSeq names its product mitochondrial calcium uptake 1 (gene micu1). The record is from RefSeq and is a predicted model, not a curated record. Gene Ontology annotation, cellular component: uniplex complex. Gene Ontology annotation, biological process: calcium import into the mitochondrion; mitochondrial calcium ion homeostasis. NCBI's taxonomy places the organism in Eukaryota, Metazoa, Chordata, Actinopteri, Siluriformes, Clariidae. Bases 221 to 1675 code for a protein of 484 amino acids. Gene Ontology annotation, molecular function: calcium ion binding. The transcript has 12 exons.